AUGGCAGAGACAGCGUCUGCCGAACCCGUGACGGGCAGAGCAAUCGUCUGCCACGGCCCCGCAAAAGACGGCAAAUGGAAGAUCGAGGACGUGCGAUUGAGGCCGAUCAAGGACAACGAGUUGGUCGUCAAGAUCGUAGCCAGCGGCAUCUGCCACACAGAUCUAGUCGUUGGGGAUGCGGAUGAAGGGUUCGGCGUAUUUUAUCCGAGUAUCAAGGGGCACGAAGGUGCCGGCUACGUUCAGCAGAUAGGAUCGAAGGUCACCGUCGCCCAACCAGGAGAUCCUGUACUACUGUCGUUCGCAUUCUGUGCCACAUGUGCACUCUGCACUUCUGGCCACCCGGCUCAUUGCAUUCAGUUCCACGAGAUCAAUGUCUUCGGUAGGAAAGACAAGGACUUCUCACUUGCGUCCUCCGACACGGACGCUGAGCCUCAAAUCUCUGGCUGCUUCUUCGGCCAGUCCAGCUUCGCAAGCAUGUCAAUAGUCAGCGAGAGAUCCGUAGUCAACGUAAAAGGCCUACUGAACGACGAAGAACUGAAGAUGUUCGCCCCCCUGGGCUGCGGUAUCCAGACCGGCAGCGGGAGCAUUGUCAACAUCGCGGCAGCGGCACCGGAGGAUACGGUUGCAAUCAUCGGUGCCGGCGGCGUCGGUAUGAGCGCAAUCAUGGCCGCAAAGAUGCGCGGCUGCCGGACCAUCAUUGCCAUUGAUCGCGUGGAGUCGCGCCUCGAGCUUGCGAAGCAGCUGGGUGCAACACAUGUCAUCAACACCGCCACCAUGUCAUCGCUUGAUGAGGUUGUGCCGGCAGUAACAGGGCUCACUGAGGGAUUGGGAAGCAGCAUCACGGUAGACACCACAGGGUUCCUUCCGCUCAUCCAGAAAAGCAUCGACUUUACCCGGCCCAGAGGCAAGAUACUGCAGAUUGGGGUUGCGCCCAUGGACGGGAAGUUAGAAAUACCGCCAAUAAUGUUCAUGGUCACCGGUAAACAGUAUAUAGGGGUUAUUGAGGGUGAUGUCGUGCCUUCGAAUUAUGUCCCGGAGAUGAUUAGGUGGUACCGGGAGGGCAAGUUUCCGGUAGAUCGGAUUGUGAAAUUCUUCAAGGCGGAAGAGUUUGAGAAGGCGAUACAUGAGAUGCAUACAGGAGGAACGGUCAAGCCGGUGAUUGUCUGGUAG
This is a messenger RNA of Coniosporium apollinis CBS 100218, 1170 nucleotides long. RefSeq lists its product as uncharacterized. Gene Ontology annotation, molecular function: zinc ion binding; oxidoreductase activity. The record is from RefSeq and is a predicted model, not a curated record. Lineage: Eukaryota; Fungi; Ascomycota; Dothideomycetes. The coding region runs from base 1 to 1170 and encodes 389 amino acids. The transcript has 2 exons.